UGCCUUUUCACUUUUCAAACAUGGGAAUGAGUGCAAACCCAAAAACACAACGCAGUGUCAACUUUAAAUUAGGAAUGUGAAUGAUCGCUGAAAAGUAGCCUGAUUCGUUGGGACAGGAAGGCAUAAUAAUGUGAGGUCUAUUGUACUUCGCUCUUUGAACGGACUGGAAACUACGAGGUCAUCUCAGUUGAUGUUGUGAUUUUCAAUAAAUGAUGUGGCAGAUGCACUUUGACUUCAGCAAGGAGCGACUUAAUUCAAAAUUUUUCACUUUUUAGGCUACAGUGACUGCCUUAGUGACAGCUACUGCCGCCAGACUUGCUGCUGCUGAUCUGACCAUGGCUUCUAGAGGUGACAGCUGGCAGCACCAGGACAGAGAGGCGCACCAGCAGCUUAAUCGCCCCAGAGACGACUACCCCAGACCCUCAUAUCCCUCAGGGCCAGGACCCUACCCUCACGUGGACCCCAGAGAGAGAGAGCGACCGUGGUCUGCUGUGGACCCCAGAUACAAUCACUAUCCAGCCAGUCCGCCCCCCAGGCCAGAUGUGACCCAUGGCAGUGCACCAUAUUACAGGCCAGGUUACGGUCAGCCACACUCUCAACCGUUUUCCAGGCAGGGAUAUGACUACUCAUACUGGGAAUACAGAGACCCCUAUGCGUACUAUGACCCCCAUCACAGAGGCCAACAUUAUCAACAUCCAGAUGCCGGUGGACGGUCAUCGCAUGAUCAGUGGAGAACAAACCCUCCUUCUGACAGAGGCCAUGGCCAGGACUGGGGUGGACCGCCAUACCAACAAUACCACAGUUAUGACCAAAGAGGGGAGAGUUCACAGUACGACUACAGCCAAUCAGAGGGACACUACAUGAGGAAGAGUGAGGAGUGUGAGCCAGGUGUGCUGGCCAGCUCCAAGGCCUCAGGUCUGUCCUCCAGCAGUACUGAGCUCAGCCAAUAUAUCAAUGGGGCAGAGGAGAGUGAUUCCAUCCCACAGUCCUAUGCAGAGCCUGAGAUGGUGCCCCAGCUGACCGCUCCGCUGAAGUACACUCUCCCUCAUGCGCUGGUCAGCUUUGGUCCGGCUGGACAGCUGAUUCGGGUCAGCUCUGCUAUUGCCUCAGAUGGCGAACGGGCCCUUGUGGAGUUUCAUAGCCUUGAGGUCAUCCUAGGAGAGUCUGAGGAGCAAAAGGACCUGCGUAACUUCCCUGGACCUCUGGCCAGGCCAGACCUGCACAAGGUGGAUGUCAUCACCUUUGCUCUUCAGAAAGCAGAGGGCUGUCUGAAGGAUGACACACUGCAGGAUGCUCCCUCUGCUGCCCUCUUGUGGAACCUGCUGGUACUGCUCUGCAGACAGAAUGGGAGAAUCGUGGGGUCUGACAUUGCGGAGCUCUUGACGCGAGGCACCGUCUCCCUGGGUGCCUGUGAGGGGUCUGAUGGGCAGGGCGAUGAGACCAGCCUCAUCGACUUGACUGACAGGCCCCCGCCAGAGGAAGAGCCCCUGCACACAGGGGACCUGCUGACGGGUAACCCCACGGCCUGCCCCGCUGACUCCACAGAGGAGGCUCUCAGGAGCUACACACAGCUGCUGCUCUGCGGGAGGAAGAAGGAGGCAUUAGAGUCGGCCAUGAAGAGUGGCCUGUGGGGUCAUGCCUUGUUCCUGGCCAGUAAGAUGGACAACAGAGCAUACACCACCGUCCUGAACAGAUUUACAGGCUGUCUAUCUCCCAGUGACCCUCUACAAACGCUCUUCCAACUGUUGUCCAAAAGAAUCCCGACCGUUGCCACGUGCUGUGGGAGCGACAGAUGGGGUGACUGGAAGCCCCACUUGGCUGUCAUGUUGUCCAAUGAAAGUGAGGAUUGCGAUACUCACCGCAGGGCUAUCAUUACCAUGGGAGACACACUAGCCUCUAGGGGGCAGCUGCAUGCUGCUCACAUCUGCUACCUCACAGCACGUACUCCCUUUGGUGUGUACACGAACAAAGCUGAGCGCCUGGUGCUUCUUGGCAGUAGCCACAGUCUUCCCUUUCUGAAGUUCGUCCAGAGCUCAGCGAUGCAGUGCACAGAGGUGUUUGAGUACAGUCAGAGGCUCGGAAACCCUGCUCACGUUGACCCACCCUUUCAGGUGUAUAAGUUCCUGUAUGCAUGUCGUCUGUUGGACUGUGGCCUUGCCUCUCAAGCCUACCACUACUGUGAGGUGGUUGGGAAGACUCUGCUCACAAUGCAGGAACCCCCCACGGUGCUACUGAAAGAAGUGAUAAAGCUGACUGACAGGCUGAAGCACGGUGAGGACUCUCUGGUUGACGCAGGUGCUAACAGCGACUUGGAAGAACCUGAUUGGCUGAUGGAGCUGCGCGCCAGAGAGAUCGGAGCUCAGAUGAAGCACUGGGUUUGUAAUGAACCAUACCAGCCAGCUGGAGAGAAGAAUGCUGUUGACCCUGACGAGAGCAGAGUUGGAUCAGGUGUGCACACAGGCACUCAGCUGUAUGGUGAAGGCAUGUGGGCGCUCACUGGUGCUGCAACUGCCACUAGCCUGCCAGACUCCCUGCCCGUUGGGGCCCAGGGGGGCUGGAUCCCACCAGUGGACGGCCCUCCUCCAACGACAGGUCAGCUGACGCAGGAGUCCCCAAUGCUCACAGGCUACGGCCAGAUGAUGGUACCCUCGUCCACAGAACCCGAGAGACAGGCAGAGUCUGUGGCCGAGCCUAUCCCACACUGUGCUGCUGAUCAUCAGGGUCCAAGUCUCCUCCCCAUCCAGCCCGGCUCCAGUUACCCCCCUCCUGCCGAAGCUCUGCAUCCUCCCCUCUCCUCUCCUCCAGCAGACCCUCAAGGCCUAGGCAUCUCUUACGGACCAGCAAUGGUGCCUCUCUACACGAAUGGUACGACACCGGGGGGAGGUGAUUUGGCCAAGCCGACCAAGUUUCCAACCCUGCCAGAGCCCAAAACCAAGGACACAGCGAGCAUCCAACCAGGCAAAAGCACCAAGACGGGCUGGUUCAGUGGAUGGUUCCGGAGCAAGGCAAAGGACACAGAGAGGGACGACAGUGACGUAGGCCCUCCUUUAGCCCCACUUCAGGAGCCAACGAGCAGUCCUACUUUGUCAUCGGGGCCACUUCAAACAUCAGUGGAAUCCUCUAGAACAUUAAAUGCCCCCCCUUUGUCCACAGGUGUCAACCCUUUCUCCAGACGAGCUGCUGGAGGUCAGCCCCAGAGUGUCUACAUGACACCGAACCACGGGUCUAUGCCACAGAGUGCCUAACAUAGGACAGGCCCAAAGGAUUCUUCAGGAUGAGGAUAACCCCAAGGAUAGGUCCGCAGCAAGUAAAAGAGCAUUCUAGACGUGGAUGUCUUUGAUCAAGAUGUCUGUCUUAUUUGAUCAAGUCAAAACAGUGGCCAUGUGGGACAGCACCAUGUGGCAAUUGGCACACAUUUCCUUUUUUGGAUGCUAGUUUGGGCCUUUCCGCCCUGGGAGGUUAUGCGCUGCUGGGCAUAGGAGCACGCAGGUCAAGUCAAUGUGGAGCAGUGGAUGAGGGGGAGGAAGAUCGGCUUUUAAGGGCCUGACACUGUGAGGAAGCUCAACAGCUGAAGCCUCAUGGUUUUGUGCUGAGGGCUGUGAAAGGGCUGCUUGAAUGGUUGAGAUGUCCACUUUUGUGUAAUGACUGGAUUGCUGUGCAGAGUCCUAUAAAGCAGGCCAGUUCGUUGAGAGAUUUUCCCCAUGUGAUUCCACACUCUCAGGAAUGCUUGAGGACCAACCGUCUUACCUACUGAGUCUCAGAUGUUACCCUGCUGGUGAGAAAUAGUCUCAGCACCUGCCUUAGCUGGACCCUGGCCUAGUGGUAGAUUUGUUGUUUUACUGCAAGUGGAAUUGCGUGAAUAUCUUGUCAGGCGUCAGAAUGCAAAACGUUAUUUCAGUUGUCAGGAUGUGUUUUUCUUUUUUUCUUUUCUCGGAUUUGAGUCUUGUUAAAAGCUGUUGCCAAGUAUUUCUACUGAUAUAAAUGUCUGUCAUAUAGUUGUCUCCAGACCGUAGUGUGCUUACAACACUGUGACGAAGUGUGACAAAGUGUUACAAAUGUAACAGAAUGAACGGCUAAAAAUGUUAAUGCCUCAAUUUGCAUUUUAUCAAUGAUAAAGGCCUUACAUGUACUGUAUACUCAUGGCAGUCAAACCUGUAUUUUAGUUGCAGAGGCAGAUAUUUGUGCUAUCUGCAAAGUUUAUUUGUAUACAUUAUACUGUUAAGUUGUGUCUUAUCGGUUUCAGUUUAAAGUCUGAAACCUGUGCAUAGAGUGGGAUCUUUCUCAUAUUGAGCAUUUUUUGAGACUUGGAUUAAGAUUACGGUAUUUCUUAGCAGAGCAAUAUGCUAUUGCUCAUAGAAUGUACUUGUCCUUCUUUAUCAGUGUUCAAACAGUUUGUGUGAUGCUAAGCAUAAUCAUUGCAUAGGCCAGUAUAUGUGCAAAUGCCAUCUCAUUUUGAUAUCUGGAGUUGUGUGGUAGAAAUAAAAACUGUCAGACUGUAGAAG
Molecule: messenger RNA, 4502 nt
Organism: Sardina pilchardus (European sardine)
Lineage: Eukaryota; Metazoa; Chordata; Actinopteri; Clupeiformes; Clupeidae
Gene: sec16b
Product: SEC16 homolog B, endoplasmic reticulum export factor
Exons: 27
Coding region: 336-3245 (969 amino acids)
Biological process (GO): autophagy; COPII vesicle coat assembly; Golgi organization
Cellular component (GO): endoplasmic reticulum exit site; ER to Golgi transport vesicle membrane
Source: RefSeq, a predicted model, not a curated record